Messenger RNA from Linum tenue, 3013 nucleotides. The record is from the annotation of a GenBank genome assembly. NCBI's taxonomy places the organism in Eukaryota, Viridiplantae, Streptophyta, Magnoliopsida, Malpighiales, Linaceae.
GGAGCCAAGGGAUGCCGUUUUGGCAUUGAUAACCCUACUGGCUACCUCCAUCAAACUCCUUCCUCCACUCCAUACAAACGGCCGCGCAGCGGGAGAAGCUCGGCCGCCGCAUCUCCUCCAGCGACCUCCAUCGAUCGGCCUUCUCUCCACUCGGCGAAUCCCGAUCGAGUUCCUGCGGCUGCUUGGAAACAAAUCACAAGUCUCCUUCCUCUCCCCGGGAGCCACUGCCACAAAAUCCAUCAUUCCCUUUCCGAUUUUAUCCACGAACUGAUUGCGUCCUUUAGGCGUUCGAGUCCAGGAUUCGCAAUGGGAAGGUCGCUUCUCUUCUCUGCAAACAUCUCUCUCAAAUCUUCUUGUCACUUGCCCAGGUGCUCAUUACCCUCCUUCAAUCGCUCGUACCAAUGCGUUCCUUUCUCAUUCAAGGGCAAUUCUCACAAUGGGUUCCCGAGACUUCCCUCCAUUCACGCCAAGCCGGCCCGGAAUCUGUCCACAACGAAGGCAGUGCUAUCGGAGCUUCCUUACCAGAGCCGGUACCCGAAAAUUGGAGCUUCAUCUACCGGACCCAUUCCGCUGAACCAGCUCAUUCAAGUCGUUGAGACUGCCGCCAAGACUGGAGCCGAGGUGGUGAUGGAAGCAGUUAAUAAGCCCCGGAAUAUCACUUAUAAAGGGCUUACUGACCUAGUCACCGACACAGACAAAAUGAGCGAGGCUGCAAUAUUGGAAGUCGUUAACAAGAAUUUCGGAGAUCACCUUAUUCUUGGGGAAGAAGGAGGAGUCAUUGGUGAUAGCCAUUCCGAUUACCUCUGGUGCAUUGAUCCUCUAGAUGGAACAACAAAUUUUGCGCAUGGUUAUCCUAGCUUUGCUGUAUCCGUAGGAGUUCUCUUUCGAGGAAGGCCAGCUGCUGCUGCUGUGGUACUGACCUUUACAUAUUAGAUUGAGUUGACAUUUGUACUGAAUAAGAUACUAGCCGGGAAAUAAUGUCUAAACUGUGAUGCUCGACAGAUUCUUCCAAUAAGAACUUUAUUGAUGUUGUUUCUAACAAUAUUGUUUAUAACUCUGAAAUAGCUUCAGAAGGCUUAUUUGAUUAUGAUGAAGAACAACAUGGUACUUGGUUCAAUUGCGUACCAGAAAAACUCAUGGGACAAAAAGAGGGAAAACAAGGCAUAGUGUAUGAGUACAAGAUAAAGAAAUCAUAAUGGCAUUCUUGUUUCUCCUUAUAGGUGGAGUUUGUUGGAGGUCCUAUGGCAUGGAAUACUCGUACUUUCUCUGCAACUGCAGGUGGAGGAGCUUUUUGUAAUGGUCAGAGAAUUCAUGCCAGUCAAACUGACACGGUGGAACGAUCUCUUCUGGUGACUGGGUUUGGGUAUGAGCACGACGAUGCAUGGUCUACUAACAUUGAAUUAUUCAAGGAGUUUACAGAUGUUAGCAGGGGUGUAAGAAGGCUUGGCGCUGCUGCAGUUGAUAUGUGCCAUGUAGCUCUAGGUAUUGUGGAAGCUUACUGGGAAUAUCGACUAAAGCCAUGGGACAUGGCUGCUGGUGUUCUGAUGGUUGAAGAGGCUGGUGGAACAGUAACAUGCAUGGAUGGCAACAAGUUCUGUGUUUUUGAUAGAUCAGUUUUGGUAUCCAACGGGGUACUCCAUUCAAAGCUUUUGGAGAGGAUUGCACCUCCGACCGAAAAGCUCAUAAGCAAAGGCUUUGAUUUCUCGCCAUGGUUCAAGCCAGAAAAUUACCAUACAGAUUUUUGAAUUGCUCCAUUCAAACCAAGCAUAGAAGCAGCAAAACAGGCGCUGCCCUUUGUUGUACCUUUAGACCUGAGCUUUCCGUGUUUAUUUCGUUUUGCAAUACAAGUUUGAUGAUUGUUUAUAGUUUCAAUAAUAAGUUUGUUGGCCAGCAAAUAAGCCUCUUUCCAGAGUGUUGUAUCUUGUCCUGAAUUUCGACCCGAAACCACGUAUCAUUAUUUUGGAAACUCUCAUCUCCCUAUCGCUAUGUAGUUGAGGACUUUGGUCGGAUGGUGACUUCUUUGAGAAUCAGCCCCUUCUUCCAGGUUCCUCCUUCAUAUUCAAACAUAGAGAUCUCCAUAUUCCCACCAAUAUUUUCAGGUGAAGUUCUGAACUCACCAACGGGGAUUUCAAUCCAUUGCAAUCUUGGUUUCGUCAUUAGGUUCUCUUUGUGCUCUUGCUUGACUCUAUUUGGUAGAGUGAGUCUGAAAUUCACUGGAACUUCCCAUCCUGCUGCCGAAUCUUUCAGCAUUAUCACAAAUAUAACUUCAUACAAAGUCCCAGGAGAAAGCUUUGUUGUGUCAAAGUUCCCAUGAACCUCCAGCCAGCAAACUGCUAAAAGCUCUGCGGCUUCCACCGUAACAUCUCUGGUCUCAGUUAUAGAAGGCCAAUGCCAGUAACGUGGGUCGUCAGCCCAGGUGAUCAGGAGAUCUCUAGCAAACAGAGUGAAACAGUUGCUGUUGGAGUUCCUGUCAACCCAGUACUUCUUGCUCUUUUUGUUCAGGAAAACUCCAGAGAAGAGUUGAUUGCACUGCCUAUCAGGGGAAGAACGCUCAAUUGGGGUAUCUGCUUCUCGCAAUAUAGCUUCCCAGUUAUGUGGAAGCUUCACUUGUGUUGCUGCAGAUGCCCUAUUCUUGGCCUCCCCCAACUUGCCAUCUCCAGAUCUUUCAACCAUGUUGGAUAUGUUCUUGCUCUGUUUUGCUUCACUCUGAUUUCCUUGACUCUGUUUCUGAGAGUACUGUCGCUGCAGCUGACCCCCGCCCGUGAUGGGUUGUGUUGCUUGCGUUGCCGCUGGUGUCCUGUUCCUGGCCUCCUGGAACUUGCCAUCUCCAACUUUUUCAGCUGUGUUGGAUUUAUUCUCACUCUGCCUUCCUUGACUCUGUUUCUCUUCACUCUGUUUCUGAACAGAGUGCUGCCGCGGCAGCUGACCUCUGUCCGCGGUGGAUUGGUGGGUUGGCUGCUGCAGCUGUGAAGCUGCUGCGGCCGCCUCGUCAUCCUGCGACCACCCUGUUCCC